Messenger RNA from Lactuca virosa, 2186 nucleotides. Lineage: Eukaryota; Viridiplantae; Streptophyta; Magnoliopsida; Asterales; Asteraceae. The record is from the annotation of a GenBank genome assembly.
AGAUAUUCGCGAUUUUGUCCUCAAUUUCACAAAUAUAAACAUUCGAAUCAAUCAUAUCAAUCAAAUUAUCCGCUUUCUUUUUUCAAUUUUCGAAUCAUUUCUGAUACCUAAAGCGAUCAAUUCCUGGUUAACCGGAAAACAAUCUCUGAUCAUCUUCAUCAGUAGCGAUGGGUGGCUCUCAUAGUCGUGAAGGUCUUGAUCUCUCGGAUUCAGAUGAUUAUGAAGACAGAGACGAACAAUCAGAAGAGGAAGAAGAAGAAGACGAAUAUCAAGAUGCGCAAGAAGAACAUAAAAAAGCUCCGAUUAAUUCCGUGGAUGAUCUCGAUUCAAAGCUUAAAGCACUUAAGCUGAAAUACUCUUCUGUGGAAAACCCUAAUUUGAAGAACGCGGUGAAGCUGUACCUUCAUAUCGGUGGUAACACUCCUAAAGCUAAGUGGAUUGUUUCUGAAAAAAUUACUAGUUAUAAGUUUGUUAAAGUUCGUAAAAUUGAAGAUGCUGAUUAUGACGAGUUUGAUGAUGACGAUGAUGAUGAUGAGAGUAGCGAGGGUUUUUGGAUUUUGAAAGUAGGAUCUAAGAUUAGAGCUAGGGUAUCGGUUGAUAUGCAAUUGAAAAUGUUUGGAGAUCAGCGUCGUGUUGAUUUCGUUGAUACCGGAGUGUGGGCGAUGAAGUUUGUCCGAGAUGAGGAUUACCGUGAGUUUUUAACUAGGUUUCAGAAUUGUUUGUUUGAGAACGUGUAUGGCUUGAAGGCUACCGAUGAGAAUAAGGUGAAGGUUUACGGAAAGGAUUUUAUGGUGUGGGCGAAACCAGAGGUUGCAGAUGAUUCCAUUUGGGAGAAAGAUGAUGAUGAGUUAUGGAGGAGUACUCCAACAAAAACAACUCCACAGAGAGGUAGCAAUGAUUUGCUGGAAGAAUUCGAGGAAGCAGCAUCUGAUGGUGGAAUACAGAGUCUGGCAUUAGGAGCACUUGACAACAGUUUCCUGGUGAAUGAUUCAGGUGUACAGGUCGUAAAGAAUUUCAGCCAUGGAAUCCAUGGAAAAGGGGUUUAUGUUAAGUUCGAUAACGGAAGUAAAAACAUUGGUGGUUCUUCACAAUAUUCAAAUCGAACACCUCAGAAGGCUCUGUUAAUGAAAGGCGAAACCAACAUGUUGCUCAUGACUCCAUUGAAAGAGGGAAAACCUCAUUCCUCGGGUGUAAACCAACUGGAUAUAGAAACAGGGAAGAUCGUCACCGAAUGGAAAUUUGAAAAAGAUGGAGCUGAUCUCAACAUGAGAGACAUCACAAACGACACAAAGGGCUCACAAUUGAAUCCUUCUGAUUCCACAUUCUUGGGUUUAAACGACAACAUUUUAUCUCAAUGGGACAUGAGAGAUCGAAGAGGGGUAGUUCAAAACAUCGCAGAUUCCGAUUCCCCGGUUUUAAACUGGACAAAAGGACAUCAAUUCUCUAGAGGAACGAACUUCCAGUGCUUUGCUACCACCGGCGAUGGUUCAAUCGUCGUCGGCUCCAUCGACGGGAAGAUCCGGUUGUACUCCACCACCUCCAUGAGACAGGCGAAGACUGCAUUCCCAGGGCUCGGUUCCCCAAUCACUCACGUUGAUGUGACAUAUGAUGGGAAAUGGAUACUCGGCACCACUGACACUUAUCUCAUUCUAAUCUCUACUCUUUUCACCGAUAAAGAUGGAAAGACAAAAACCGGGUUCAGUGGUCGAAUGGGGAGCAAAAUCCCAGCUCCGAGGUUGUUGAAGCUAACUCCGGUGGAUUCACAUACUGCCGGAAAGCAGAAUAAGUUUCACGGUGGCCGGUUUUCAUGGGUGACGGAGAGUGGGAAGCAAGAGCGGCACCUGGUGGCGACGGUGGGGAAUUUCAGUGUGAUUUGGGAUUUCCAGCGAGUGAAAGACAGUGGACAUGAAUGUUACAAGAAUCAGCAAGGUUUGAAAAGCUGUUACUGUUAUAAGAUUAUGGCGAAGGAUGAAUCGAUUAUAGAGAGUCGGUUUAUGCAUGAUAAAUAUGCGGCGGUGAGUGACUCGCCGGAAGCACCGUUGGUGGUGGCGACCCCCAUGAAAGUUACCUCCUUCAGCAUGUCUGAUGGAAAAGGCAAACGGAGAUUUAAAUAAAUAUUUUAUGGGUGCUCCUAUUAGCACGAAUUUAUUCGUGUAUAAGCAAUCAGUAGACAAUCAAUCCCAUCA